This is a messenger RNA of Huiozyma naganishii CBS 8797, 2049 nucleotides long. RefSeq names its product Red1p (gene RED1). The record is from RefSeq and is a predicted model, not a curated record. Gene Ontology annotation, biological process: reciprocal meiotic recombination. Lineage: Eukaryota; Fungi; Ascomycota; Saccharomycetes; Saccharomycetales; Saccharomycetaceae. The coding region runs from base 1 to 2049 and encodes 682 amino acids. The transcript has a single exon.
AUGGGCACCAGAAGAAAUGGGUCCAUUGUUAGUGUAAUACUAAGACAGGGGGCUAAAAAUGGGUUUCAACUGAAUGAUUUAAAACCUUUGAAUGAAUUGCUCAAAAUAUAUGCCAGUUUGAAAGAUGAGGGUAGCAAAGACGCCUACUGGUUGUGUUGGACCAGUGUGUUACAGCCUAAUAGCUUGACACUUAUUACAGGAAAGGAUGUACCUUUGUUGGACGAGUUGCUUGUUCGUGGGUGCUCUGGAUCAGACGAAUGGAAGUAUUUAAUACUGUUGGACAAGAUCGCUUCCAGUGGUGCGGGUGGAGUGAAGUUCUUACGUGGAAUUCUAGAACAACAUAUAACAAAGCGGGUUGAGACGCGCUUCCUUGGCCAAAAGCUGUUUUUGUUUAAACUACUGUGCAAGCUGGCUUGCCUUCAUCUAUACCAACCUACAGCUAACAUGCAAGACGAACUGGGACGUUCCAAUGGUGGGGAGGACAAUUUAGAGAUAAUCAAAGUGUUAUACCUUCCAAUGGGGAACGUAUUCCCCCUGGAUCAAUUAAUCUCUGGGAAUAAAACGUGUUUGAGCUCUCAGACGUAUGUCCAAAUGUUCAAGGGGGACUUAUACCUGUUUGGGGACCAUAAUAUGAUUUUGGAGAUCCCUAAAUCCCAUUUUUCGGUACAGAAGGGGAUUGAGAGUCAUUUACUCUUGCAGGUGAGUGGGGGUGUGAGACAAUUGUAUGGACAGUCAAUAGUGGUCAAGCAGGUAAGGACUCUGUCAUUAAGAAUUAAUGACCAUUUGCAAAUCGAUAAGUUGUUUAGAGCAUUGCAUGAACCGCAAUUCAGAGUAAGCGAGUCUAUCAGAUAUCUAACAUUGAUGAGUUCUGAAUUAGUCCCCGAGGAGGAGGAAUGCGUGGAAGAGGGCUCGUCAGUACCAGACAUAACGGUAGUACCUACAGAUGACAAUCUUGCAUUUACCCAGCAGUUGGCGACACCUGAUCAGUCCGACCACUGGCGGCCGCCAGCGAACUCACCAGAGGAGUCGCCCACUGUGCUAGUUCAGAAAAGAAAGAUGACGCGAGAAACAACAAGAACAAGAGAAGAAUUAGAGAAGCAGUUUGAUUUAGAAAACUCGAACCCGCCAAAUGGGGUACCUAUAACAUCCUCGUUGAUAAUCACCAAGUACAACGACAAAAAAAGUACUGUCCCAGACACGCGUCAUAAAAAAGUUACCCCCAAAAGGUCGGUAGGCCUAAAGGACAUUUCCGUGUUGAAUAAUAUCUUCAACAAGAGUCUUGCAGCCCCGAAGAAGGGCGCCGCAUCCAAUCGCAGUGCCCAAAAGGUGCAAUCAAAGGGCAGAGUCCAAAAAACGCCGAAUCGAGGUAAACGAGAACGACACUUGUCGAGUUUCCCCAAUUUAGUGAAACCGGUAAUCCAGAUCACAACCCAGGACCACCUUUCAAAACGAGAGAAGGAUGUAGUAACACCAACAGAGAGAAACACACGGUCUAAGGUCAAUGAGCAAAAAAUCAAGCCGGAAGUUGAGGUGGUUAAAGAGCGAACACCGGAGAAAGCUCAAUCUUCUUUGAGUCCAUGCGAGGAAAUCGAGAUUGGGAGCGGCAACCCGAACUCUGGGCAGUGCGAUGCCGCAGGCAACAGCUCCCACUACAUGAACAACGACUCGACGACGGUGAAUGAGACAGUGCUCGGUACUGCAACGAAGCCCGGGCCAAACAUGUUAAAACUUCCAGCCAUGAAUGCAAACGCGAUACUUGCGAAUCAAUUGCAGCAACAGAUCCAGCAAGCAGUCACCUCCUUCUCGGACGACAUGAUCCACAAGCUCGAAAUAGUCAACCACGAACUGAACAACACAAUCCUGAAGCGGCUCGCCACGCGCUACGAGACCGUGAUCCACAAGCUGCAGACCGACUUCGAGCGCGACACAGAACAGAUCGUCACCAUCUUCCAAGAACUGUCGACAUCGUUGCUGAACCUGUCACAAGACCAAUUGCUCGCAUGGCUCGACGACGUGCAGCGGGACUGCGAUUCGCGCCGUGCAAAAUGA